AACUAGAACCCGUGAUCAGUUGGGACCAAUCGCCUUCUGCCGACCAGGCUACUCUGUUCAGGGAGGCAAAAACGAAAAUCUCAGCGCCAAAUUCUCUCAGAUUGUUUAUUAAAAUCACCAUAGCACUCGUUCGGUACGGGCGUUUAAACCAAUCGCCGCAGAAUGUCAGAGUUUUAGUGGCGUGAGAACCAAUCGAAUUUGGCGGUGGGCGUGCCGCAGAGACAAGCAAACUAGAUUGAACAACUGUAAACUGUCUGUUUGAAUUAGAUGAGAUCGGCAGAGGUGAGCGGUGAUGAAGCGUGCACGGUCGCCAAUAGAUCCGCAACUACAAACAUGCAAGUGCUGCUGCACCGAUUCAAAACUCUAUACGAGGAACAGCUGGAGCGCUUGGAGUCGCAGGAGCUGAGAGCCGGCGAUCGCGAAGAGGUGCUGCGGAAGAAAGUGCAGAUUCUGCGAUCCUACGUGAAUGAUCUUUGUGACCAAAACCAGAUUUUGGUUCGGACAGUGGAAGACCUUGAGACGGAAGCCAAUGACAAGUUGGCCGUUCUGCAGGCAAAAAUUGGCAGUUCUGAUCAGGCGAUUACGUUGUCUGGAAGGGAAGACAGUGUUGUGAUUCUACGGAGCAAGCAGGGCUCUCUUCAUAAUGCAGGAAUGGAGGAAGAGAGCAAGAUAGCAGAUGGAGAUAUCGAAGCCGGAAUGUCGAGAGCUGAGCUUCGGAUCACUCGGAGAGAUGGAAGGGCAGCACAGAAUAAGCUGCAGGAGGAGGUUGGGAACCUAGGAGGAGAGACAGCCACUGUGGAGGAGGUCCGGGGCCAGGCCCCUCUCAAGUCACGCAGACGGCUGGCGAAGGAGGUGGCGGAGCUGACGGCCCAGGUGCAGGAGAGUGAAUCCAAAGUGAACAGCCUGGAUUUAGAAGUUUGUCUACUGAAGUCCAAAUUACAGGAGAAGACGGAACAAUCUCAACAGCUGCAAGAUCAAAUUGUAAAACAGCAGGAGGCCCUAAGUAGGGCAACCGAAACUCUGAGAAGCACAAAGAAGGCAGCUGGCAGUAAGAUUUCUAAAAGAGACAACAAACUUGAGUUGUUGCAGAAGAAGUUGUUAGACGUCCAAAAGCAGUACUCUGAAUGUAACAAUGCGUUACUCCUCAGGGAAGAUCUCCUGCAGAAGCUGAAGGAGGAGACCGUGCAGCUGACAGCCCAAAUAAAAGAGCAGUCCCAGGACAUUAGCAGGCUGAGCGGCGAGAAGACGAAGCUGGAACGGGAGAUGACGGUUGUCAUGGAGAAGCAGAGAACGGCACGACAAGAGGUGAACAGCCGGGAUCAAGUGAUUCUGCAGCUGAGGACGACCCUGAAAGUGACGGAGGAGAAGCUGCAGGACGCGGAGAGGGGGGUCCAGGAGGCAGACGAGCUGGCAAAGGGGAAAAGCAUCGAAGCCACACUGUUAAUUCAGCAGCAGAGGGACUUGCAGAAGGAACUGGGUGACAGCACGGCUGCGGCUAAGGGUCAUGAAUCGGCCUCAGCCAUCUUCAGGCAGAAAUACCAAGCCGCCAUGGAGAAGGUUCAGCUACAGGAGGGCCGGAUGGCGGGUCUCGAGGAGGAAGUCUGCUACUCCAAAGUCCAGGUCUGUCAGGCCCAGGAAAAGGUCAACGGCUUGACGGCGGAGAUCCUGAGCCUGGAACGCCGAUACGGCGAGAAGUGUGGACAUGCGGAGAAGUCAGCAGAAGCCAUUGACCAGCUGGCCGAGGAGCUCCAGUCGACGCAGGAGGCCCUGAAGGUCAGCAGGGACCGCGUCUCAGAGUGCGAGCGGCUGAUCAGCUGGCUAGGGCGGCGAGUACACAUGCAACAGGAAGAGCUCCUAGAGCAUGAGAAGGCCUCUCUGGAUCUUCAGUCGGACUCGGUGUCAUAUCGACGACUCAGUCACAGUCACUCCGAUGCGGAGUACGGAGAGUUACAGCAACAACGAGACCUCCUGAGAAAGGAUCUGGAUUCUCUGCAGCGGCAGUACAUGGAGCAGGGCAAGAGGGCCGUGAGGCUCGAGACAGACUUCCAAGCGCUGAAGACCGACGCCACAAACCUGGAGGCGGAGCUUCGGAGGCGCGAGGACGAGAACCGCAACCUCGAGCACACCCUGCAGUCUCUGCACCUGGACGCUGCAUCGGCCCACCAGGACCACAAGGUGGCGCUAGCCCGGCUGGAGCAGGAAGUGGCCCAGCUGGAGGGGGACCUUGCCGACUCCAGGAGAACCUGCGCUCAGAAGGACCAGGCUCUCAGGGCGAGAGCUGACCUCCUGAAGAGGUGUGAGGCCGACCUCAUCCAGGCCAGGGAGGCCUUUGGGAGCAAGGAGUUGGAGCGGCGGGCCCUGGAACGCACCAUCGCAGACCUGAGGAGAGAAGCCCAGACCUGGGAGGAAGAGAGGAGCCAAAGAGAGCAGGAAAAUCUGUCCCUCCGGGCUGAGGUGAAACAGCUGCAACAGCACAUGCGGAAGCUCCACAGGCAGCACAGGCAGAGUGUCCAGGCUCUGUCCGACCACAAGGAGCGGACGACGCUGCUGGAGGCCAGCUUCAGCGCCAUGCGGGAGCAGCUCGGCAUACAGACCGCAGAGGCCGUGCGGCAGGAGCGGGGUAGCCGGCAGGCCCGCGCCGAGCUGAGGAGUGCCGAGGGGAGGGCCCGCGACACGGCAGAGGAGCUCGCCCGCCUCAACCAGAUGGUGCAGAAGCUACAGGCGGACUCCACUUCAGGAAAACAGCUGUUGCUGCAAGCCCAGCAGGAGAUACUGGAGGGACAGCACAAGGCCAACAAGGAGCCCCUCAGAGUCACACAACAGCCGAACGACGGAGAGAGUCACAUUUUGGUGCCGGUGGAUGAUCCCAACAAGAUCCAAGACAAACAGGGGGGUACACUGGAGAGUGAGAGUCGUCUGGAGGUCUCGAGUGCGAGCCCAGCUCCGGGGGACAUGCAAAGGGAGCAUCACUCUCGAGAAGAGGUUGAAAGUCUGAAAAUGGAGCAAUAUGCGCUGAAGGAGAAGCUGGCGACUGUGAGCGCAGAGCUGGAGACACAGCAAGAGGCCACAAAAGCAGCCCGUAUGGAAACCACCCAUCUGCAGCGCGAUUGUGAGCAGCUAGCAACCAACCUGAGCAUCUGGAUCGACAAGCAGAGGAAUGCUAGUGAAAGCCUCGCCGGCAAAAUUAAGGAGCAGAACACCCUGCUGUCCUUCAUCAGCAUGGAAAAGGACCAUUUGCGAGAAACCAAAGACGCGAUGGAGGUGGAACUCGAGAAGCUGAAGGCCACGAGUAAUGAAAAGCAGAGGGAGAUUGAGCGUUUAAAGGCCGUGGACAGUCACUCCUCUAAUCAGCAAGCACUUCUCAAUCAGCCCAGAGGUCACCUUGAGGUGGACGAGAGCAAGACGGUUAGCCUGGUGACCCAGAACCUCAGCAGAAUGGAAGACAUGCAGUCCAAGCUGAAAGCAAGCAUGGAAUCCAUCGUUCUGCUGAACCAACAGCUUAGCGCUCUGAAUCUGGAGAACGCGGAUCAGAGGAGGCAGUUGGAGGACGAGCAGGCCCAACGUAAACAGCUUGAACGGAGGUUAAAGAGUGCUGGACACCUCACCCUCAGGGCUCUUCCACAAAGGUUUCCUCUCUGCCAGCUCACACCCCCCCCGCAUUGAGCCUGGCCCCCCCGACCCGGCCGCCAUCUCACAUCGGCCCCCCACUCCCCGACGAGGGCCCUUCUUGACUGCUGAAUGGGAACCGACAGGCAACUUAACGAGAGUGGAUCCCGGGGAGGCACAGGAUAAGUCCUACUGGAUCCAACGGGUGGGGGAGCUCUCUGUACAGCUCCAGGAGAGCUCGGAGUUCUGGUCGGAGAAGAUGAGCCAGCUCGCCGUAGAGAUUGAGGCUGUGCGUGGUGCAGCUAUGGAAGAAAACCAAUCAAAAAAUAAUAAUUAAAAUGAACACGAGACUGAAAAACGUGGCAUAAAUCGCCGACGGUGCUAAAUGACUUGUUGACAUUGCAUUUAAAUAACCAAGAUGUGUUUAAAUGCAGCUUCUCUAUAGCAAGAACAGACUGUCAUUAUAAGUGACAAUCACUGACUCAUUGAUAUAUAUAUAUAUAUAUAUUUUUACUGAUGCUCUUGUUAUAAAUAUUAGAUUUUGGUAUAUGUAUACCGUAGGCCUUUGUGCGUGUGCAGCAUGCAUGGAUCAGUAAUCUGUCACCGUACCCCUCCUGCGGUCACACCGGCGACAUUUUUUCUGCCUUGUUGAAGGCAGGCGACACUUGUUUCUCCAUGGCAUCUGUACAGGCCCCGAGGGCACGGUGUUGCCAGGGAAUCGGCUCCCGUAGCUGUCCGCAGAUCCCGCCCGUUCGUAAAUAGCAGGGAAAAUGAAUCACCUUCUCCCCUUGUCACACAUUCUGAUAAACCCUCAUUUCUCUCGAGUUUAUGCUUUGUCGCUACCAUUUUCAUUCCCCUGCCAAAAGUGAUGAUUCACCGCAUUGUUUUUUUUCCCUGUUUCUAAUUAAUACCCUUGACAGAAAUUAUUGCCCAUUUUAUUAUUCUGGAUCUGUGAUUGCUGUAGGCUUUUUUUUCCAAAAUUAUGCCUGUUUUUUCCUUGUGAGAGUUUUGUUGGUGACAUCUGUAUGUUGAUGACAGAUUUAUGAAUAGAAGCAAUAUACAGCAAUAUAUCUAGGAUUAUAACAGAUUGGUUUGUCCAAAUGUAUAGUAUAGCUGCUAACUAGACUGCAAAUAUUGUCAAAUGGUUUUUAUUCUAACUAUGUAGUAUUUUGUCGAAAAUCAGAUUGGAUUCCAAGGUGUUGUGUUAACACAUCUUGUCUGUCUGCAAGUGCAUUUUAAAGGCACAUAUAAGUGGAAUUAUUAAUAACUUUAAUAACUCCUGUGGCUGUAUGAAACGACAAGGACAAUGAUGAUGAGUCCCGCUUCAGCAAUAUGAUUUUCGCCUGCCAGUGUAGCUGCGAGCCUGUGGAUUAAUAAAUAAAUCAGCAAACCAACAGAGUUAAUGACCUAGGAACCAGGCAGCAAGCGCAAAAAAACAAACAUGUACUAUAAUCCUGCUUCAACCACCAAAAAAGAGUUAUUGCUCAGACCACAUCUCCAAUGGACUUUCUGGCAAUGUAGAGCCCUAAUGGAAUCGUCUUUGAACGGACUUCUCAUAUGUAUAGUCUGUAGUAUGUGUGUAGUCUAUAUACCGACACAUACAUCAAAACAAAAUACGAGGUACAAUUAAAUAGCACAACCUUAAUGCUACUUCUGUGAAAUGCUUCUGCCCUUUGCAAAGGGGGCUAUUUUUCCCGUGCUAAUGACAGACUGUUAGGAAAUCUGGAAGCUUUAACGUGGUACCCUCUGUUAUCCCCAGGAUGCAGGACAACAUUAAGAAAGUGACAUUUUUUUCCCGAGGGAUUAUACAUUUUAAUGAGGAGAGGCAGGGCUCAUUAGCGGGAUUCAUCAUUUACACCCUUGCUGCAAAACUCUUUAAAAAAAAUAAUAAAAAAAUCAUACAGAUACAUAAUGCAGGCAAUUAAAUGUCACUGCUUUUUAGGGUUAGCACUUAAGCCAGGAAAUCGGAAACAAUCACAAAAAUGAUCAUUUGUUGUCCUUGAGAGCAUG
This is a messenger RNA of Brienomyrus brachyistius, 5616 nucleotides long. RefSeq names its product rootletin-like. The record is from RefSeq and is a predicted model, not a curated record. Bases 268 to 3663 code for a protein of 1131 amino acids. Gene Ontology annotation, biological process: spermatogenesis. Lineage: Eukaryota; Metazoa; Chordata; Actinopteri; Osteoglossiformes; Mormyridae. The transcript is spliced from 24 exons.